AUGUCAAGCAAGAAGAAACACAAACGAAAACACAGCGACAACGAUGAAGACGACGACGUUUUCUACUACCGCUACUGCGCUUCGUCCUCAACCCCCAACACCACCACCGGCACCACAUCCAGUAAUCAACCCCAAUCAAAACCGAACAACAAAGGAUCAUCAAUAGGAGGAACAGGUGAACCCUUAGCACCAUCAAAAUCGACGCUAUACGUUUCUAAUCUAGAUUACUCCCUAACAAACUCCGAUCUCCAUACGCUCUUCUUUACUUUCGGCAGCAUCGCGCGUGUAACCGUUCUCAAAGACCGUCACACGCGCCUAAGCCGCGGUGUCGCUGAUAAUGGACGUGCUCCGGAGUUUAUUCGGAAGCGCGUGUACAAUACUGAGACUGCUUUGUGUUAUGAGUGUGGGGGGCAUGGUCAUUUGUCGUAUGAGUGUUCUAAGAAUCAGUUGGGGCCGAGGCCGCGGCCUCAGCCUAAGAAGCCGCGACGGGGAUUUAGUGGGCUGAGGGAUAGGGAUGGGGAGGAGGAAGGUGAUGAGGAGGAGGAGGAGGGUGGUCAGAUUGCUGCGGAGCAGUUUGACGAUAAUUGGGCUUCUGUUGUGGUUGAUGAAGCGGGUGAAAGGUUGCUGGGGAGAAACAAAAAUGAUGAUGAGGGUUUGGACAACAACAAGACGAAGAAGAAAGGGAAGAAAGCUGGGUAUUUCAGUGAUGAGAGUGAUCAUGAUGAUAAUGAUUGA
Messenger RNA from Lathyrus oleraceus (garden pea), 735 nucleotides. RefSeq names its product U11/U12 small nuclear ribonucleoprotein 31 kDa protein. The transcript has 2 exons. The record is from RefSeq and is a predicted model, not a curated record. Gene Ontology annotation, molecular function: zinc ion binding; RNA binding. Gene Ontology annotation, cellular component: U12-type spliceosomal complex. Gene Ontology annotation, biological process: mRNA splicing, via spliceosome. The coding region runs from base 1 to 735 and encodes 244 amino acids. Lineage: Eukaryota; Viridiplantae; Streptophyta; Magnoliopsida; Fabales; Fabaceae.